Penicillium expansum is the source of this 366-nucleotide messenger RNA. RefSeq lists its product as uncharacterized. Lineage: Eukaryota; Fungi; Ascomycota; Eurotiomycetes; Eurotiales; Aspergillaceae. The coding region runs from base 1 to 366 and encodes 121 amino acids. The record is from RefSeq and is a predicted model, not a curated record. The transcript is spliced from 3 exons.
AUGACUGCCUUUGAGUUUAUGCGGCUUUUCAUCACACUCGUCCUACUUCUUAUUAUCGGUUUUAUAUUUGUGGCCUCAUACCAAUUCUCGAGCCCAAUACUUCCGACAAUGACAACAGAUCCCGACACAACUACUCUCGUGUCUUCUGUGGUCGAUAAACACUGUAAGGUGCAGUUGGUUGUUUACCUUUUUGAAAACGCUCCCCAGAUAGUCAACACGUUCGGAUGGCUAUGGAUCAGGUUUUACAUCGCCUACCGUUUUGUCGACUUUGUUAUUGACGAGAUUGUGGGACCCAUUGCUGUGUUCCUCGCCAAGAAAACCCACAGAGCUUUCUGUCGGUAUUGGUUCGCGAAUAACCCCAAGUGA